AUGAAGCGCAAGCGAGAAGACGACGACGAGAAAGAUGCCGUUGUGACAACGCAAAAGUCAAGUAAGCGACUCAAGGUGGAACCCAAAAGUGUGCGACCCGAAAAGAUAGCAAAAUUCCAAGACAUCGGCCACUGCAACAUCUGCUUCAAAGAGUCGCAGGGUCGCACGUUGGUGACUGGCAAGAAUGGCAAUGCAUUCGUCAGACUGUGCGAUGUGUCUAGGGUGGCACCAUUUGCACUCACCGAAAAGGGCAUCGUGAUAACAGACAUUCUUUACGCCGGCCCCUGCGGAAAGCACCUCAUCUGCGGAGACUGCCUCAUGCGCGAGGCGGCUAUGCCAACAUGGCAGGCAGAUCGAUGUAUAUCGUUGGACGGCACAUGCGAACCGCGAUAUCCCAAGACAUUGAUCAGACGCGUGUACAAGAUGGUUGGCAUGAAGCCGCCAUCUGCGCACCCACGUAAGGAAAAAAAGCAGCGGUGCCAGCAACCGGGCAAAAAUGGACGUGGACACUGCAGUGGGAAUAUGGAACCCCUGACCGACCUCAAGCACAAGCAAUGCACCAAGUGCCGCAUCGUCACAUGCGACCACUGCAACACACCAGUGAGACUCAAGAGAGCCACCAACUCGGCACAGCACGUCAGUGUGUUUGAGGAUUGCCGGGUGUGCUAUGUGUCGACCAAGGGUAGACGAUAUAUGGUGCCAGAGGCAUUCAAUCCCUACUUUGUGCGACGGCCGCAAGAUCCACCGGCAUCCCCGCUUGAUCCAUCCGACCUGUGCCACAUGCUCCGCAAUCGAGAGUUGACGUUGGACAUUGUGGUCGACCAGAUGUGGCACAUUAUGAGUGCCGACCGGCUCUUUACGCCGUGCCCGUGCUGUCUGUGGCCCAUGCAAAAGACUAGCCAGUGCAGCGAGAUGACGCACUGUCGCAUCAAGAGAUGCUACGUGUGCGGCAUCAUGAGCAAAAAGGAUGCGUCCUUUAUAGGGACAGAGCACUGGGACAGGCACGGCAAAAAUGGCUGUACACGAUUUCUGUUUUUGGGCCAGCCGCCGUUCGCGCUGUAUGGCCGGCGCGCGGCGGUGCUGGACUUCAACGGCGACGGCAAGGCCGACCUGCUCCUCUCCGGCCCGCGCGACACCACCGCCGCACAACACACACUGACACCCACAACCACCCACGCGGGCUCGGUCUCGUUGAUUCUCGGCUGA
Molecule: messenger RNA, 1206 nt
Organism: Acanthamoeba castellanii str. Neff
Lineage: Eukaryota; Discosea; Longamoebia; Acanthamoebidae
Exons: 3
Coding region: 1-1206 (401 amino acids)
Source: RefSeq, a predicted model, not a curated record